Molecule: messenger RNA, 1287 nt
Organism: Euleptes europaea (tarantolino)
Lineage: Eukaryota; Metazoa; Chordata; Lepidosauria; Squamata; Sphaerodactylidae
Product: protein FAM47A-like
Exons: 9
Coding region: 1-1287 (428 amino acids)
Source: RefSeq, a predicted model, not a curated record
AUGAGCCCUCCCCCCUGGUAUAAGGAGAAACUGUCUUCUAAAUGUUUUCGGGAAUACAGCUGUAAAAAAGAGAGAUAUUCAGAUGCCCUCAAUACCCAGCGGUGGCGAUUUUUGAAAAGCGGCCUGGAUGACUUCAGGAGCGGUUGCCCUCUGCCUUCAGACAACAUCAUCCUCCAUGGCAAAAAGGGUCCCAUCCCGGUCAUUCUACAUUACAAAAAAAUGGACCCUUUGCAGACUGUACCAAUUAAGACCUGGGAACAGCACAGCAAAAGGGACGCCAUUUUUUCCAAGCUCAGUGCAUCUCAGAAAAAGAAGAAGGAAUAUAUUGCGCAGACAGAGCGUUUCUUGGCUGAACACCCAUUAAAGCUUUAUCCUCAUUUGGAGGAAAGCGUGUCACCAGAGCUUUUUUGUGAUGUUAUGAGACUCCUGGAUUCCGAGAUGUACCGGAGCAGAAGUUCACAAGGCCAUCCCAAAACCAAAGAGACUCUGCCAACUCUUCAGUUUCCGGAGGAGGAUGGAAUAGAAACAGAAAGGAGGCAUAGCUCCAAUGCCCAGUUCUGGAAGCUCAAAAGCAGAAAUCCUUACGUGUGGCAUAGUAAAAAGGAGUCGACUGCCAGAGAAGAAACAACCAGAAUAGGCUAUGUUCCUCCCUUGGACGAGAACAUAAAGCAGAUCACCAAGGAGUUCUGUGACUGGGUCAACUCUUUGGGAGGCGAACGGUAUAACAUCGACGAAGCCACUGUCCUGAAACUCUUUGACACCAGGUACGAAACCAAAGCCACGUCAUCCACACCCAUCAAAAUUGUGGAGCUGUAUCACGUGCCGGCAGAACUGAAGCUAUGCCUGGGGAAGCCUCCAGCCCAGACAGUUUACCAAAGACCUUCCAAGACACCUGAACCAAAGUGUGAGAAGAAAAAAUAUGGAGCUUGGUACCUGCAUCCCAAGACAUGGGGGGAAAAAGCUCUAUUCGAAAAGCCGGCAGUCCCUGACAUUCUGCAACACUUUUUGAAUUCCAGGAAGUAUGGCAAAAAGGACAAGGAGGAUUCUUCAAAGCCACUCCAUGGAAUAUAUGCCUUUGAUGAAUUCCUUGAAUUGAAAGGCUACAGGAAGCCUGGGUUUCUUCUGCAGAUGCUGCCCUCAAGUAAUGGAGAAAGGACAAGAGAGGUGGACGGAACUCUCUUAAAGAAGUUUUCUGAAUUCCCUGCCGGCGUAGCUGCCCUUGUGGCAGGGACUGAUGCAGUUCUGCGGCUCCCCAACACCGGCAUGUUUGCACCUGGGACAGCGUAG